AUGGAAUCGUCUAAAGAAAUGCGUUUGAAUAAAGUCGAGACAGUUGAGACAGAAAUAUCUGAAAGUGGCGCCAGUUCAGAUGAAUUUGUUUCACAGGAAAAUAAUAGUGACAAUUUAGAUGAAAUAUCGGAUGAAAAUACGACAAGUUUGGAUAAGAAGGGAAAACGUAAUUCUACUGACAGUGAAGUCAAGAAAGUCACCAAAAAAGUAAAAUUUGAUGAGACUACAAAUCUUCCAAGCAGUAGCAAGACACUACAAAAAACAAAGAAAGAAAAAUUUAUUCAAACCACAAAUCAUCCAAACAGCAACAAGACAACACAAAAAAAGAAGAAACCAGUUGCUGAUUCUUCAAGUGAUGAAAUCAAUUUGGAAGUUCCUUACAACGACGACAGCGAUGAAGAAGACAAUGAUGCAGAUUGCCUGUUUUGUACGAACAUGUAUUCUGCGGACACACAUGGUGAACAAUGUGUAUAA
Molecule: messenger RNA, 474 nt
Organism: Psylliodes chrysocephalus
Lineage: Eukaryota; Metazoa; Arthropoda; Insecta; Coleoptera; Chrysomelidae
Source: the annotation of a GenBank genome assembly